GGCGGUUCAAAUUGGAGUGAUAAUUCAGUUUCGCGGCGGAGCUGCAGAAUCGCAGCCGCAAUUGCACAAUGGGGCCGAAGAAGUGUGAAGUUUGUGAUGAUGCUCAAUCGAAGUACAAGUGUCCGGCCUGCUUGGUGCCCUACUGUUCGCUUGCCUGUUUCAAGAAGCACAAAGAAACUCCGUGCGCCAAACCAGAACCUUUGAAGGAAGAAAUAUCUCACAAGUCUCCUGAUGCUUCUCAUAGUGCCAUCGAACAUCCUACUGCAGCAAAAAAAGAAGAAAAACCAUGUUAUGUUGGUGAACGGAGAGAGGUGCUGCAAGAAUCGCAACUGCGGUCUGUUGCUGCAUCCAAUGAAAUCCGUGAUGCCAUAAAGGAUGAAAAGCUUCAGAAACUUAUAUGCAAUAUCGACUCCUCUACUGAUCCGGAUAAUGUAAGCAAACAGAGCUCGACAAAGCCAUGGAGGAUGAAACAUUCCUUCUUUUCACUGAAAAGAUCUUGUCUACAAUUGGCAAAUGAAGCGAACAAAUUCUGCUGCCGACGUAAAGCCAGCUGUCGUGUUCACGAGUUUUACUAGUCUUGUUGUUGAAAUAUCGUGCUGGAGCUAAUAUGGACCGGAACUAUGAUCCAUAGCCGAUUCUGAGUUGCGGGCAUCUUGGAAUUCGUCGAUUUGUUAGAGGUUGUUCGAUUUUUCUUACAUACAUAUAUAUAUAUAUAUAUAUGCAUAUAUUUUGGGUCUCUCGUAUAAUGAGAGAUUAUAAAUGGAUCCUUGUACUGCAAUUUUAUCAAGUAAAGAAAUGCUGAAUUUUG
Messenger RNA from Andrographis paniculata, 808 nucleotides. RefSeq lists its product as uncharacterized. The record is from RefSeq and is a predicted model, not a curated record. Gene Ontology annotation, cellular component: pre-snoRNP complex; nucleus. The transcript is spliced from 7 exons. Lineage: Eukaryota; Viridiplantae; Streptophyta; Magnoliopsida; Lamiales; Acanthaceae. Bases 69 to 575 code for a protein of 168 amino acids. Gene Ontology annotation, biological process: box C/D snoRNP assembly; maturation of LSU-rRNA from tricistronic rRNA transcript (SSU-rRNA, 5.8S rRNA, LSU-rRNA); snoRNA localization.